CAGUGUUUUCAGCCAUGUUUCAGCACCCCACGAAAGAGAUGCAAACCAGCGAGUUGGAAGUAGAGGACGUAAAUCCCGAUGUCUUUCAAGAAGUUCUUCGUUAUUUGUACACCGGCCUGACACGAUCGACCACCAUGGACGUUAUGGCGCCAGGACGUUUUGCCGCUGCCGACAAAUAUUUGCUGGAAAUAUUAAAAAUUCGAUGUGAAACUCAUUUGAUUCGCCAAAUGUCUGCCAUGAACUGCCUGGAUUUGCUGACCCUCACCACCUACCAUCCAGCGGAGUACCUCAAGAAGUUUGCCAUCGAGUACUUCCGCAGUUAUCCAAAUGAAGUCGUGGGAACGCAUAACUGGAAAAAGCUGAAGGAAGAAAAUCCGGCGUUGUUGUGCGACUUGCAGCAGAUGGUUCUCACCGCUCCGACUGAUUAGAAAUCUGUCCUUUUUUCUAUUACUAUUUUCAUAACACGGAAUCAUUCUUCUGGAGAAAUUCAGCCUUCAUUUUCAGUUUAAUUUCUUUCUCAAAUCAAGACAAGCAUAUUUGGUUGUG
Molecule: messenger RNA, 546 nt
Organism: Daphnia pulicaria
Lineage: Eukaryota; Metazoa; Arthropoda; Branchiopoda; Diplostraca; Daphniidae
Product: speckle-type POZ protein B-like
Exons: 2
Coding region: 15-428 (137 amino acids)
Biological process (GO): proteasome-mediated ubiquitin-dependent protein catabolic process; regulation of proteolysis
Cellular component (GO): nucleus; cytoplasm
Molecular function (GO): ubiquitin protein ligase binding
Source: RefSeq, a predicted model, not a curated record